Messenger RNA from Cutaneotrichosporon cavernicola, 1530 nucleotides. RefSeq lists its product as uncharacterized. The transcript is spliced from 3 exons. Gene Ontology annotation, molecular function: transmembrane transporter activity. Gene Ontology annotation, biological process: transmembrane transport. Gene Ontology annotation, cellular component: membrane. Bases 1 to 1530 code for a protein of 509 amino acids. NCBI's taxonomy places the organism in Eukaryota, Fungi, Basidiomycota, Tremellomycetes, Trichosporonales, Trichosporonaceae. The record is from RefSeq and is a predicted model, not a curated record.
AUGGCAGCUAUAACACCCCAUACAGCAAGCUCCCUCCAAUAUGACAUCGCGUACGAAAAGGACGUCGAGGGCGCAGGAGGCUUCAGCGACGUCUCGAAGGAUUCAGUGCAUAGCGAAGCACCCUUGGACAAGCUCGAGUUCGACUGGACCGAAGCCGAGGAGCGCAAGGUCGUGCGCAAGCUCGACCUCGUAGUCCUCCUACUCCUGUUCUUCGGCUUCGUUUCCUUCCAGCUGGAGCGGAACAACAUCGCCAACGCCGUCUCCUCCACCCUUUUCAAGGAUGUCGGUAUCACCCAGAACCAGUACAACACCGGCCAGGGGCUGCUCUACCUCGGCAUCAUCCUCUUCGAAAUCCCCUCACAGAUGCUCAUCCAGAAGCUCGGCCCGCAGCGCUGGCUCACCGCCCAGGUGUUCGCGUUCGGACUCGUGGCCACACUCCAGAUGUUCAUGCACAACUACGGCUCCUUCCUGGUCACACGCAUUGUCCUGGGCAUUGUCGAGUGUGGAUACAUCCCCGGCGCACUCUACACCCUCUCGACGUUCUAUAAGCGCACCGAGCUCGGUUCACGCACCUCGUUCUUUUACCUCGGCAACGUCAUAGUCAUUGGCAUUGGCGGUCUCAUGGCUGCUGGCAUCUUCCGCAUCAAGAACCACCUCCGACCCUGGCAGAACCUGUUCCUCAUCGAAGGCUGUGUCGCCAUCUUCUGCGGGGCCGUCUUCCUGGUCUUCCUUCCCGAUAGCCCGCAAAAUCCCCUCCCCCUCCUCGGCAGGAGCUUCUCGCCUUUCACUCAGCGCGAGCGCGAGAUCAUCUACGCUCGCGUUAUCCUAGAUGACCCGCGCAAAGCAGGCCCACGAACCCCACUCACAAGCGAGGACAUCAUGAACACGCUCACAAACUGGCGCAACUAUCCGCACAUCCUGCACAUCGUUGCGUGCGUCACCGCCUCCUCGGCCAUGACGCAGUACGCACCCCUCCUUAUCAAGGGGUUUGGUUUCGACACGAUCCGCGCCAACGCCCUCUCCUCCGUCGGCGGCUGGAUUGCCGUGCUCGUCAUGGCAUCCUCUGGCUUACUCUCCGACAAGGUCCGCAGUAAAGGGUUGCUCGUGAUGGCCCUCACCACCUGCUCGCUCGUCAUGUGGAUCGCAUUCCAGUCCAUGUCCCACACCUCAAACAAGUGGGGCAAAUACGCAACCAUGGCACUCACCACCGGAUUUGCACUCACCUGGCAUCCUCUCAACGCCACAUGGCUGAGCUUGAACCAACGUACGCCACAGCAUCGCGCGGUCGCCAUGGCCAUGUUCGCUAUGGCGAGCAAUGUCGGUGCACUCUGCGGCUCGCAGCUACUGCGUGCGAACGACGCGCCGACAUACCCAAUCGGGUUCAGAGUCGGUGUGGGGCUUGUGGCGUUCGGAACAGGCGUCGCAGUGUUGCAACACGCACAGUACCGCUGGAGCAACCGCCAAAACAGCGCUCAGGUCGCGCGUGGCAACGAGCUGCGUACGGAUAGACCAGAGGUGUACGUAGAGUAG